AUGGCUGCUGUGGAAUCUGGACUCCCGCAGGUACAAAAAGAACCAUCCGAGGCUCUCCAGAUUGGGGUCAAGAGCAACGGGAUCGAAAGCAUCCCCAAAGAUGAGCUGAGGCUGUCCUCGUCCGAGUGUGUCGUCUCCAUCAAAGAGAUCCUCGCGCAACCUUGCCAGGAGGACGAGGAGCGCCCAUGGGAAAAGCUCUCCAUUUACCAGAUCCCGCUAUAUCUCAAAAAUGGCGAGGACAAAGCCUAUGUCCCCCAGAUCGUAUCCCUUGGGCCGUACCACCACGGUAAAAAGCCCCUCCGUCCUAUGGAGCAGCACAAGUUGCGCUGCCUCCGCUGCAUCCUCAAGCGCUUCAAUCAUGAUAUAGGCCCCUAUCUAGACUCAGUGAAGAAGGAGGAGGAGGCAGCUCGCGCCUGCUACGAGGGAACGAUAUCCAUGAGCAGCGACGACUUCGUGCAGAUGAUGGUUCUCGAUGGGUGCUUUGUGAUCGAACUGUUGAGGGGAGUCUCUAUGGGGUUCGAGGAACUUGGCUACUCUCCCAAUGAUCCCAUCUUCUCAAUGCGAUUAUUGAUGGUCAAGAUCCAGCAGGACAUGAUCAUGCUCGAGAAUCAGAUACCGCUCUCCAUACUUGACCUGCUACUCGGUCUCCAGCUCGGCGUGCUCAUCCGGGGCUCGUGGCCAGGCUGUCGAUGCAGUUCUUUGACUCUCUGCACCCAAACUUUAGUGGCGAAUGGAUAUUCAACCGGUCGUCCAACCUUGGCAGGCUCCAUUGCCUCGGGUGUUUUGGCAAAGCAUGCUGCCGUUCAACUCAACGCGGUCCGAGACCAAGCAACAGCCGCGGAGCUGGAAACUGUUCAUUCGCUGCUUGACCGAGCUCCGAGAUGCCAGGAUCAAGAUCAGGUUGACAUAUACGGACAACUGGGGGACAUCAGGUUCAGGGACAGGAUCCUCUGGAUCCCCCAGCUUGUUAUCCACGAUGGGACGAGGUCGCUCUUCCUCAACCUAAUAGCCUUCGAGCAGUGUCACUUCAAUUGCAGCAACUAUGUCACCUCGUAUGUAGUCUUUAUGCACAACUUGAUCAAAUCUCCUGAGGACGUCCGGUACCUCCGCAACAAGAGGAUCAUCAUGCACUGCCUUGGGAGCGAUGCUGAGGUCGUUGACCUCUUCAACGAGCUUAGCCAAAAGGUGGCCUUGGACAUUGAAGAUAGUUAUCUCUAUGAUCUGUCUACAGAAGUGGAACUGCGGUGCUUUAAUUGGUAUUCCCGGAUAGAGUCUCUUCAGAUUAAAUGUAAGAAGUGGAAAGCCAUUCUCAAGCACAAGUACUUCGACAGUCCCUGGUCAAUCAUUUCCUUAAUUGCUGCCUUCAUAUUGCUUGUGCUUACUUUCAUACAAUCCCUCUAUGCAGUCUAUGGCUACUAUAAGGUCCGAAUAAAAUGGACUAAAGAAUGGUUUUGGAAUGGGGAAAAGAAGAACAAGAGCUUACUUAAAAAGAAGAAGAACCGGCGUUAAAGCCGGCUCUUCUUUUCGGGUAUUGAGAACCGAAUUGAACCGGUCCGUCCGGUCGACGGCUCCUUGCUAAGUUGCUAUUACGUGCACCUGCAAGCCUUCAUGCAGUUCCCCCGGCCAACGGACGGUCGCCGCUCUCCUUUCCUCCGCCCAAUCUCCGCCCGUUGACUCGCUCUGCCGCCGAAGCUCCGUCGCAUGAGUUCAGCUGAGCUCGUCGCUUCCGCAGCAAAAGCUCCAUUGACAUUGAUCAUCCUCCUUCGCGUCACUAUUCAGGUAGCGCUACUUGAUGUUUGCCUGUAACAGGCAACCAUGGUGGAAGAAGAAUCAAUGGAAGCAAGAUUAGAUAUAAGGAACGAAGGAAUUAAAGAAUGAGAAGAGGAGAAGAGGAGGAGGUGGAGGCGGAGGCGGGGUGGUCGGAUUCAGAAGUCGAGAAGACGUCGGAACGGUUGGGCUUGAAAGACGGCGUGGAAGCGGCGGUGGACGGAGCCUUCGCGUGCACCCAAUUCGCGGCGUCCGAAUGCUCUUGGAGUGGCUUCACGCUCGUGCCCGGUAGUCCCCGCUUCAACGGCUGUCCAAUUGGAGCCAGGAACUCUCCAGUCACGCCCGCGCUAUACGCCUUCGGAGGAGUGGGAGGGAAUGUUUAAUGUUGGUAUGUCCAGCACAUUGACAGCUUCAAUUCGAGAAUGUGCAUCAAAUAUGGCUUUUGGCAAAAAUAAAAGUAACGAGAAAGCUGACCGUGCAACCGUGGAGCAGGUAAACUACAUUUAGUCAAAAGAUUGAUAAAUUAUGUACUAAGUGUUUGGUAAAACCCACAUCAGCUGAUUGGUAUAACUAAAGUUACAUCUAUGAAUUUGUGAAUAUGUAUAUUUUGCUGUUGUAAUGCUGGAUUAUCAGUAAGCAACUAUGCAACAAAGUUGCUUUAAGAUCUGGAUUGAUCUUAGUAUUAUUGUAUAUGGUAACUGCGAGGCCUUCUUGUGUAGACAAAAGUUAAAUGAAUAGCGUGAUGUUUUUAUGAUGUAGACAAUUUGGAUUAAAUGAGUCAUCUGUGGCCAAAAUACUAGUGUUGUUUUGGAGUUUUGGUGAAAAUACUCAUUUGCAUAUAUCCCCAAGUCCAAUGACAGAAUUGGGAUUUUUCAACAAGUUUUAUCUUUCUUUUUGGACUUGGGAGAAGAAUUCUAAACCUAUUAGGACUAUAUUUGACUUAUGGAUUGAUGAAAUGGU
Messenger RNA from Eucalyptus grandis, 2727 nucleotides. RefSeq names its product UPF0481 protein At3g47200. The record is from RefSeq and is a predicted model, not a curated record. Lineage: Eukaryota; Viridiplantae; Streptophyta; Magnoliopsida; Myrtales; Myrtaceae. The coding region runs from base 1 to 1509 and encodes 502 amino acids. The transcript has 3 exons.